AUGGCACCAAAGCGCCUGAAAGCCCUCCUUGACGACCAAGAAUCAGUGGGCCUCAACGAAGUCGUUUGUGGGUGUUGUUCGCCUCUUCAACGGGUAGCUGGCGGUUGCGCAGCAGCCCCGAACUAUCGGUGCGAAGCUGCAGGGCGCGGCUUCGCGGCUCGAUUCGAGGCGUGGGGCACUCCGUCCUCCCCGUCCUCCCCGUCCUCUGGGAGCGACAGCGAGGCAGAGGCCGAGGCCUAUGCCAAGGAUGCCAAGGGCAAGAGCCAGGACAAGUCGUCAGGUGGGUACUUGAGAAUCAGCGAGCUGCUGAAAGGAGUCAACCUGUACAACCUGAUGGGCAUUUCUGAAGGUGCCUCCCAGGAUGAGAUCAAGAAGGCCUACCGAGGCCUGGCCUUGACCGCGCACCCGGACAAGCAGGCGGCCAUGGAGCCGGAGGAAGCCAAGAAGGUGCAAGAGAACUUCGUGAAGAUCCAGGAAGCAUACGAGCUUCUGUCCGACCCUUCCAAGCGGAAGCAGUACGACUCCAGCCUUGACUUCGACGAGAGCUUGCCGAAGUUUCGCCCGGACAGCGGCCAGGACUUUUUCAAGGUCUUUGGCGAGGCCUUCCGGCGGAACGCGCGCUUUUCCGUGAGGCGCCCGGUGCCCGAUUUGGGCAGCCUGGAGGAUGAGCCUCGAGUGUGGAAGCGCUUCUACGACUUCUGGUCUGGCUUUCAGUCAUGGAGAGAUCCAGUGAUGCUUGCGCAGAAAGCUGGGGAAGAGAUCUGCGACCUCGACGAAGCAGAGUGCCGGGAAGAGAGGCGCUGGAUGAUCAGGGAAAACCAGCGGGUUGCACGACAGUACAAGCAGCAGGAGCGCGACAGGAUCGCCAAGCUCGUCAGGGACGCCGAGACAUUCGAUCCCCGUAUCCAGGCGGAGAAGGAGGCCAAACGACUCGCUCGCGAAGCAGAGGCCGCCAGACGAGAGGAGGAGCGAACAGCUGCCAAACGGGCAAAGGAAGAGGCUGAGCGACAGCGGCGUGAAGCUGAAGAAGCUCUCCGACUGGCAGAGGAGCAGAAACGCCGAGAGGAGAAGGCCAAGCGGGACGCCGUGAAAGAGCGCGUGAAGAAGUGUCGGCAACGACUUCGGAGCUUCCACCCGGCCGUGAAGGAAUAUGUGGUCCUGGAGCAGCUCAACGAGGUCUGCUUGCAGUUCGACGAAGAACAAUUGAGGGAUCUGGGCAACCAGAUCGAGCAGACGUUGAAGGGAAGUGCGCUGGAAGCAGCCAGCCUGUUCCACAAGGCCAUCGAGUCCAUCGGCCUCACUCCCAUGAAGGUGAGUGAAGACGCGGCCAGCACCACCAGCGGCCCAACCGACUCGCAGGAGGAGGCCCCGCGCCAAGUAGAGCGCGAGACGAGCCAGGAGCGCAAGGAGCGCGAGCGGCGAGCCGCCGAGGAACAGGCCAAAAGACGCAUAGUCGAGGAGCAGCAGGCCGCAGAAAAGGCGAGGCUGGCCGCCGAAAAAGCCGAGGAGAAGAAGAAAAAAGAGGAGCAGCGAAAGAAAGACGCUGCAGCUGCCGAGGCCGCCAGGCGGGCGCAGGAAAAGAAGGAUGAACUGAAAGCCAAGAAGGCCGAGGAGAAGCAGAAGAAACAGGAGGAGGAGGAGAAGCUCCGAAAGGAGCAGCAGCGCGAGGUGGCAAAGCAGAAGGCGCAGGAACAGGCACAAAGAGACCGCCAGGCAGCUCAAGAAGAGAAGGAGAAGCUUGAGCUGGAGCGGCUGAUCAAUCUUUUCGCAAAGGACCGCCUAGAGAGGCUGGGCAAGCUGGAUCCGCUCUCCGACGAGAAGCUGGCAUCCUCCUUACAAGCAGCAGUGGACGAGGACAAGGCUCUCGCAGGUGCGCUGCAGUUGCUGAAGGGCAAGCUGGGAUCUUGUGAGGAGAAUGCAUGCUUGGAUCCAUUGGAUCGAGCCAUUGCCCUUGUCAGCGACGGCGCCGGGGCUGGGAGCGUUUGGCCGCUGGCCGUGGCAGCGCCCAGCCACCUCCGCCUGGAGAACGCGCUGCGGAACCGCGUCAAGAAGGCCCGGAACCGGCUGAGGGAUGCCGUGGGAUCCUUCCUGAAGUCGUGCAAGCUGCCAAAUGCUGACGAGGGUGCAGUCACAGAGUGGCAGCAGGGCAUCGUAAAUGGCUUGCUGGAGCUGCCACCAUGGUCCCCACAGGAGCCGGAGCUGCCAAAGGCUGCACCAGGCCCUGACAAGAAGAAGAAGAAGGACAAAGCCGUGGAGGAGGACUUGGAUCAGAUCCUUGCGGAGUUCGACGAUUCGUCGCCGGCCGAGUCCAAGUCCAAGAAGUCCGGCAAAAAGAAGAAGUGA
Molecule: messenger RNA, 2343 nt
Organism: Symbiodinium natans
Lineage: Eukaryota; Dinophyceae; Suessiales; Symbiodiniaceae
Source: the annotation of a GenBank genome assembly